Xenia sp. Carnegie-2017 is the source of this 772-nucleotide messenger RNA. RefSeq names its product DEK domain-containing chromatin-associated protein 4-like. The transcript has 4 exons. The coding region runs from base 99 to 575 and encodes 158 amino acids. Lineage: Eukaryota; Metazoa; Cnidaria; Anthozoa; Malacalcyonacea; Xeniidae. The record is from RefSeq and is a predicted model, not a curated record.
UCGUGGCAGCUCUCUAUAAAAAGAGGCGAAAAGCUGUCUUCAAUCAUCAUUUAUCAUACUGCUGUUGGAACCAGAAGAAAACAAGAAAAAAGUUAAUCAUGAAAAUAACCUAUCUUGUCAUCGCUCUUGGAUUGCUUUGCACUUUUGCUUACGCUCAAGCGAAACUUGAAGAUGGGGUUAUGAAAGAAUCCGAUGAAAAUACCGCCCCAGUGGAAACUGUCGAGGAAGAAUUAGUAGAAAAUGAUGAUGAAAAUCCAGAAGAAGAAAAUGAUGAUGAAAAUCCAGAAGAAGAAAAUGAUGAUGAAAAUCCAGAAGAAGAAAAUGAUGAUGAAAAUCCAGAAGAAGAAAGUGAUGAUGAAACUGACCCCGAACAUGACUUAGAACAAAGUGAUGAUCGUGAACUCACAGAGAACAAUAAUGAUAUGAAAGUUGGUCCAAGUGUGGAAAAACGCUCGACUCUUUGGGGCUUUCGUCUUACUCGUCGUACCCGUCGUCGCAGUCGUCCCAGUGGUCCCAGUCGUCGUAAUUGGAAUCGCAGUCGUCGUCUUUGGGCCGAAUAUGGCAAAACCCCGUAAGGACCCUGUGGAAUGUGUAGCGAUGAAUAAGAAACAUUCAUUUGAUUCUAGACGUACUUUAAAUUGGCAUUGUUGUAUGAUUUGCCUGUAGAGAAUAGAUGUUUGCAUUGAUCAUUGACUUUGUGUGUCUUCAUCGUCUUUUUUUAUUUAUUUCAAUAAUAAGACGUUUGGUUGUUUCUCAACAAUCCUACAUAGAA